AACCCGGCAAAGUUAAAGUACCAGUUGGUUGUUUUCAAAGCGAAAUUUUCGAAUCUUGCGGUUUUUUUUUGGAUUUUUUAAUAAUGUAUGCGCGACCUAAACCUGGCGAGACGGAGGAAGACCUGCUCCGCUUGCAGGAAGACUUCAACCGGGCGCAGUCCGAGAACAAGAUCAAGUUGGCUGCGACCGUUAUUAGCGAAAAGCGAGACCAAACGGCUGCGCCUGUCGCCACCGACAUCCAGGACCAGAUCGCCAACACGUUCGAGGCAAUUCCCGACGCGACAAAUGUGGGAAAAAUCGUGGAAAAACUGGCGGACAAGACAGCUUUGCCUCUGUUAAAUUUUAGCACAAAUGGGGGCUUCCCCAAGCCUAAGCGUCGCGACGCGAGUUGUGAGGCGUCGAGCGAUGGGGGUAGUAUUUUCGCGCGGCAGUUCAAACGCAUGAAAGGGGGCAAAGGCCCCCCUAAGCCAGUACCAGAAGUGGCGCUUCCGAGCCAAAGUUUUGUCUUGAGUGGCUCAGAAAAAGACUCCAUCCAUGCGGAGAAUGUCCAGAAGAUGAGGGGCAUGUCCGAGGAGGAGAUUUUGGAGGAGAGGGAGCGACUUAUGGCAACUAUGGACCCUGCGAUUAUUGCGUUUUUGAAGUCACGUCGACGGGAACAGGACGCGAGAAUGAAUCGAACGCCGACGAUUCAGGAACAGAACGAAGCGGCUGAAAAUAUGGACGUUGACGAGAUUGAAACUGCGAGCGAGAUUUUGAAGCAACCGCAAGCGGAAAAGUGGCUCAAUUUCAAGACGCUGGAGACGGGGAAAUUGGCGUGGAUGAAGGGUGUGGAAAUGCCGAAAAUAGACAAAAAUAAGAGCUUCGAAGCCAGGUUUGAUUUUGAAGGCUGGGUCCUGCCAUACACCGAAAAAGAAAUCAGCGAAAAAUCUAGGGUUUUGUACCACCAUGGCGAAGAGGCCGGCAGGCCUGGAUACACUUUACAGGAACUCUUUCAAUUAUCACGGUCGAACGUAAUCCAACAAAAAAUCAUCGCGCUGAACACCAUUGCCAACAUUCUGUCUUUACACUCAACAGGGGUGUACGACGACGUUAUCGACUUGCCCCUUGAGCAGAUUUUCUUCGUUUUGCGUUUCUGUCUGGACGACAACACGCCCGCGGUCCUAAACGCCGCAAUUAAAGCCAUGAGGAAUUUAUUUUACAGCAAAGUCGACGAGACUUGCUUGGACUGUCUCCUAGGUUUUGGGCUAAGUCAGGUGCAGCCUGUCUUGGCCGUAGACAACGAAGAGGACGACGACCGAGUCAACGACCAACAAUUGGCCGAAACUAACUUGGUCAAGUGUUUGGCGCGGACUGAAAUUUUGACGCGAAUUCGCUACAUUAUAAAUACAGUAAAACCGUCCGUUGAAACUAUAGUCUACUGUAUGGACAUCCUCACUCGACUAGUCCGCGAUUCGCAAUUAAUUUUAACAAAAGUGUACAAAUGCGAAAAUUUGGUGUCUAGUAUUAUUGAAAAUUUUCUUCCAAAUGCGAUACAACCUGAUCGCAACUCACCGUACGGUUUACCGUUGUUACAAGCGAUGAAGUUUUUGCGAAUUUUGGCAACACGUAGCCAAACAAUUGCCGCGGAUUUGGUGGGGAAGUACCGAGUUAUGGACGCCGUUUUGACCUACUUGUCGCACGAGAAUUACGCCAUGAACACCAACGGUUUAAAAUUGCAAACUGAAAGUUUGCACUUGUGGUCAGUUUUUGCCCAUUUUAACCUGACUUUGGAUUAUUUACGCGUUUUUCAACCAGUUUUGGUCGAAAUGUUGAAUUACCACUUAAAGAACACAGAUGUCAGCAUGAGUGUGACGUAUGUGAGACAGGGUCACGUGGCCGCAAUCGUGAGUUUGAUUGGUUCGUGUUGGAAGAAUGCGAGUUUGGUCACGCCCUUCCUUGGCACACUUGAGACUUGUGCAAGCAAGUGGUUUAGUCAAUUUAUGACUUUGACCGAAUUUGCGUGCGGUAAACUGCAAAUUGUGGCCUCAUUGUCACACUGUCUUGCGUCACUUGCCAAGUCGACGCAGCUUCCCGAAGUUUUUGAUAACUUAAUUUUGAGAUUAUUGGGGUCAGAUGGUUUCAAAGUGGUCACACAGACCGUCACCAACGCCUCAAUGUUGCUCAACAAUUACGAAACGCAUAAAACUAGCGCCAACUUUAAAAGUGUCGAAGCUGCGGCUUGGUAUACCUCUGAACACGUGGUGCCUUUACUACAAACAAACAGUCCGAUCCCGUUUCUGUCGUCUUUAUCGUUCUUUAUCGCGGCUUCAAGCAACUACAAGUUGAAAUUAGAUUUUUUGCGCCACGAAAACGUAGCAAACUAUCUGACUUCGUUACGAGCCUUGGAUAAGUACCAUUUGAGCGAUAACUGGUUUACGCGCAUUGAGAGCGAUUUAAUAAUGAACAUUUUGAAAAUAUCGCUUGUCGUGCGCGCCGAUUUGGACACCCGGCCCUUUUACGAAAUCGCAGUCAAGUGUUUGAGCAUUUUCACGAGCGAUCGCAAGCCCGACAUUGAGUUCAUUCUCGAGAAAAUCGUGUUUAGCGCAAGUUUUUACCCGAGCGAAGCUCUCAUGCGGAAUUUAAGCAUUGAGCAGCGACACGACUGUUUGGAAACGUCUCUGGAUAAUUUGCACGAGAUUUUGCAAGUUUACAUACAAGUUUUGGGCCUGAAAAUGGACGUGCCGACUUUUGCCACUAAUUUGUGCCUAGACCACGGCAAGGGCAGUGUGAUCCCGAUCGACUGGAUCUACACGCCCAUAAUCGUGUUAUACUCGAACCAGCAACAGAACAAGGCAAGACAGGCAGAAGCCGAGCAAGUGUUCGUCAUUCGGAAUUGUUUGAGAUGGGUUUUGAUCUACGAAACAUACUUUCCGGAGUUGGCAACUGGUGUGAACCCCACUGACCGUUUUUGCCGCAUAGCUUGUGUUUUUCUAGGGAGCGAUAAUUUGUUCCUAAUUGACGAGAUACAGAAUUUGUUGAAGUUGUGUCUCCGUAACCUCAUGAAGUGUGAAAAUGAGAUUAAUUUUGAUAGAGAAAUUCAGGGGCUUACGAGUUUUCAAGACUUUUACAUCCAGUUGUUGGAACAGUAUCAAGGUGUGAGCUAUGGGGACGUAUUAUUUGGUAACUUUAUUUUGGUGCCUUUGGCACAGAGACACUCGCUGAAGUGGCGCAAGACUCUGUGGUCCGAAUACAUGGGGGUUGUUGAGAUUUUUAACGUGACGGUGGAGCAAAGUGUGUGUCCUUUGGGCGCAUUUCUGAGCCCAGUUGAGGAGGACUUGUCGCUUUUAAAGUGCUAUAGAAGGGCGCUUGUGGGCGGCGCGGUCCGAAAACACUCGAUUUUGUACACGAUUGCCAAACAUCAUGUCGAACAAUACGUUUUAAAUAAAAGAAGCAAAGUUUAAA
Tribolium castaneum (red flour beetle) is the source of this 3441-nucleotide messenger RNA. RefSeq lists its product as uncharacterized. Gene Ontology annotation, biological process: transcription by RNA polymerase II. The transcript is spliced from 9 exons. NCBI's taxonomy places the organism in Eukaryota, Metazoa, Arthropoda, Insecta, Coleoptera, Tenebrionidae. The record is from RefSeq and is a predicted model, not a curated record. The coding region runs from base 84 to 3440 and encodes 1118 amino acids.